GGGCAGAAACUAGCACUGCCGAAAGGGGAACAUAGAGUCCUUGAUCGAGUUCACACGUGGUCAUGUUGAUGGGUGUGCCAAGACAAUCGUAAACUUCGUACCCCUACGACAUUCCUGUCAUUGACAAAGACUCUCAUCCUGUCCGCACGCACCGCUUCAUGACAAUUUCCUCUUCACGAUAAUCAAGAGUGCGAAAUACGAAAUAUCUUUCCGAUACGCAACAUAUGAGCACUACCAGUAAUGAUGUGCUGUUUGAGGCCGUAAAAUCACCACGAAGCCCUCUCUCGCAAGCCUAUGAUUCACCUCCUUACUUACGUUCGUCUCAUGAGUCGGAUGACUCUCUUCGUGAACUUGAAUUCUCCGAGGGGCCUCUGCUGGCAGAGCCAAGAUCGAGAGGACGGUCGUACUCCGUGUCAGGCUUUGACUUCGAGAGAGAUCUGUUACCUCUAAGUUCAAGUCUCAGCGAACCUGAUGUCCAGAGGGGGCCCGGAGAGAAGCAUAUCGGACUGGUCAAUGUGAAUCAAGGAAUUGCAUUGGUUGUUGGUCUUCAGAUAGGUUCCGGAAUCUUCUCUUCGCCAGGAGUUGUUAUAGCAAAUACGAAAAGCGUCGGGGCAAGUCUAGCUGUAUGGGUUGCUUCGGGAGUCCUUGCAUGGACUGGUGCCAGUAGUUUUGCAGAACUAGGCUCAUCGAUACCAGUGAAUGGCGGAGCGCAAGCGUAUCUGCAAUACUCGUAUGGGCCUUUGGUGUCGUAUCUCUUUGCGUGGACCGCAAUAUCUGCCCUGAAACCAGGCGGCAAUGCUGUCAUAAGCCUCAUCUUUGCUGAAUACCUGAAUAGGUUGUUCUGGCAUACGACCAGUUCGGACGUUUCGCCAAAUGCUAUUCCACAGUGGGCUAUUAAAGUCACCGCCGUUGUAGCCGUUCUUAUUGUAAGCAUAAUCUGCGUAGCGACACCAACCCUAGGGACGCGAGCUGCGGUUGUUUUUACAACAGUCAAGAUUGUUGCUCUGCUCUCCAUAACGAUCCUUGGCUUGGUUCAGUUGGCUCGGGGGCAAGCUUCGACAUCACUGACGGAGCCGCUAUUUAUGGAGUCCAGCACAAGCCCUUCCUCAUAUGCUCUUGCUUUAUAUUCAGGCUUGUGGGCAUUUGACGGUUGGGAUCAGGCGAACUACGUUGGCGGAGAGAUGAAGCGUCCGGAGAAGAACAUCCCUCGAGCUAUUCACACCAGUAUGGCGAUCGUCAUGCUUCUGUUUCUGCUGGCCAAUGUUUCCUACUUCGUCGUUUUGGACAAGAAUACGGUUGGACUAAGCAACACCGUAGCGCUUGAUUUCGGAAGAGCACUGUUUGGACCUAUUGGCGGUGCGGUAUUUGCUUUCAUGGUCGCUUUCUCUUGCUUUGGAGCCCUGAAUGGCUCGUUCUUCACGUCCGCUCGGCUCAUAUACGUUGCUGGCAAGGAAGGAUAUCUUCCCGCUCUGUUUGGCAGUCACAACAAGACCUUGAAAACACCUUUGAAUGCCAUGUGUCUUCAAGCUGCACUCACAACCGCUUUCAUCGUCCUCGGAGGAGGCUUCAGGUCGCUGAUCAACUUCGCAGUGGUCGCUUCGUGGGCGUUCUAUUUUCUUACUGUUCUGGGAUUGGUUAUCUUACGCUUCAAGGAACCGCUACUAGAACGGCCGUAUAAGACGUGGAUCAUCACGCCCUUCAUCUUCUGCGCAGUUUGUCUCUUCCUAUUGUGCAUGCCCAUCAUUGCCGCGCCAUUGGAAGCACUUGCUGUACUUGGCUUCGUUCUCGUGGGCAUUCCUGUGUACUAUAUAACUCAGACAGCUGAAGGAAAGGAUCGACCGCUCAUCAUCAACCUAUUUUCUUCUCUGAUAGCGCGCAUACGUGGCCGAUCGUCUCCUGGUCCAGGCUGGCAAGCAGUUGCAACAGGUGAUGAACAAGUUGAGAUGUCUGAGCAGGUUCGGACAUCACGAUAGCAGGCCUUCUCUGGGUUGUUACCUAGAAUUUUGCUUUUUCACCUUGCCAUUGCUUUCCAGUUGCAUCUCUCCCUGUUUAUACCUGUUCUCUACAUCCGAGGUCGGAUUGGAAUACCCUAAUCUACAUAUAGAGUUGUUAGUCGGCUCAUACACAGCCCCAUUUCAUUUUUAUUGUGUUUGUUCCGAGAGGUCCGACGUCCUUGCGUGCAACUUGCGUCAGUAUGCGCAGUUGUUCGUUCACGGUUGCUUUGCGACCUUUGCUGGGAUUGUCUCGGAUAAGUAUCGGUCAGCGUGCGAUUUCUAAGC
Molecule: messenger RNA, 2279 nt
Organism: Somion occarium
Lineage: Eukaryota; Fungi; Basidiomycota; Agaricomycetes; Polyporales; Cerrenaceae
Source: the annotation of a GenBank genome assembly